AUGGCGCGCAUGCCGGUGAUUGGACGAUUGUUGUGGUUUGAAUAUCUGGCUCUGUUCGCUUCUUUGAUUCUGGUAUUGCUCGAAUGGGUCAUACAUAUAAUUACAUUUUGUCUGCCGGAAACGGUAAUCAAGUUCUUCUACGACCGGUCGAAAACUAUUUUCAACCUAUUUAUAACUCCUGAAGAUGAAGGCAAGCGCAGUAAAGAAGAACGGAUCGCCGCCGCAGUCGCACAGGCCUCCGACUUUGUAGAUAUAUGUGCUCUGUUUGGCUACCAGACCGAGGAGCAUAUUGUCCAGACCGGCGAUGGCUACCUGCUCGGCCUCCACCGCCUGCCUACCGGCGAGGCGAGGAAAAGAUGCGCGUCAAUCAAGGAAAAGGGGGCUGAGGUGUGGGUGUGUUUGUCAGAAGAACAACGGUGUCUUCCCUUUCAAUUAGUGGAAAGGGGCUAUGACGUGUGGUUUGGAAACAAUCGCGGCAACAAGUACUCCAAAAAGUCCGUGCGGUUUUCGCCCGGAUCUAACGAAUUUUGGGACUUCUCCAUCGAUCAGUUUGCCUUCCACGAUAUCCCCGACAGCAUCAAUUAUAUCUUGGAUGUCACGGGCCAACCUUCUCUCUCGUAUGUCGGGUUCUCGCAGGGCACCGCUCAGGCCUUUGCGACACUAUCUAUCCACCCGCUGCUGAACCAGAAGGUCGAUGUUUUCGUGGCUCUUGCGCCCGCAAUGGCGCCUACAGGCUUGCCAAACCAUUUCGUUGACUCGCUGAUGAAGGCCUCGCCGAAUUUCCUGUUCCUUCUCUUCGGCCGUCGUAGCAUCCUCAGUUCCACGACGAUGUGGCAGACGGUCCUCUACCCGCCUAUCUUUGUUCAGAUUAUCGACAAGUGUCUUCACGGACUCUUCAACUGGAAAUGCCGGAACAUCAGUCGCUGGCAAAAGCUAGCGGGAUAUUUACAUCUAUUCUCCUUCACCAGCACCAAAUCCGUGGUCCACUGGUUUCAGAUCAUCCGACACAAAAACUUUCAAUUCUACGACGACGAGGUUCAUGCUCCAUUUAGCAUUGUGGCUAGCGAGCGAUUCUAUAAGCCGGUCAAGUACCCUACGAAGAACAUCAAGACGCCCAUUGUGCUUCUGUACGGAGGCAAUGACAGCCUCGUGGAUAUUAACGUGAUGCUGAAGGAGCUUCCACGCGGGACCACGGCCAGGAUCAUCCCGAAGUACGAACAUCUCGAUUUCUUGUGGGCUGCAGACGUAGAGCAAGAGGUGUUCAGCCAUGUCUUCGAGGCUCUGGAACGGUAUAGCGGCAUCACCCAGCUCGAGGGGCCGGUGACGGGCCUGAUCAAUGGAGAUGCGGGGCAUGCGAUCGCGAUUUAG
Molecule: messenger RNA, 1368 nt
Organism: Aspergillus bombycis
Lineage: Eukaryota; Fungi; Ascomycota; Eurotiomycetes; Eurotiales; Aspergillaceae
Product: sterol esterase
Exons: 3
Coding region: 1-1368 (455 amino acids)
Biological process (GO): lipid metabolic process
Source: RefSeq, a predicted model, not a curated record